AUGGCCUCCGACGCUUCUUUCAACCAAGAGACCAGUGGCCUCAAGGUCGCGGAAACGUACUCUUCCCGCUGUGCCGGCAAAACCGUACUCAUCACCGGCGUGUCGCCUGGCGGCAUCGGCGAUGGGACUGCUCGCGCCUUUGCGCAUGGUGGUGCAGCAACCGUGAUUAUCACCGGCCGCGACGACACGAAACUCUCCACCAUGAUCCAGUCCCUCACUUCCGCCUAUCCCAAGACCAAAUUCCGUCCCCUGAAACUCGACAUGAACUCUCUCGCUUCCGUCCAAAAAGCCGCGCAAGAGAUCUUGGACGACUCUUCCAUUCCAGUGAUUGAUAUUCUGGUCGCAAACGCGGGGAUGAACUCUUUCCAAAACGUCCGCGCCGAGACCAACGACGGAAUCGAGACGCACUUCGGCGUAAACCACAUGGCUCACUUCCUCCUCAUUAGUUCGCUUAUUCCGAAGCUCAAAGCUGCAGCGAAGAAGAGCGAACCAGGCGAAACACGCGUCGUGGUUGUGACCUCCGGCGCCACGAUGGCCAGCCCAGUCCGCUUCCACGACUGGAACUAUGAGAACAAGCCCGUGCCCCCCGAAGAAGCACCAGCAUGGGACAAGCUCUCCAAAAUGGUCGGCCGCGACGAGCCCCUGCCCUUUGAAUUCUACAUCGCAUACGGGCAGUCUAAAACUGCCGGCAUCCUCGUCGCCCACCAGCUCAAUAGACUCCUCGCCAAAGACGGCGUCUACACUUUCGCGGUGCAUCCCGGGUUCGUGGAAAGCACCGGCGCGAAGACGGUAAUUCCGCACCUGGACGAGGCGACGUUGCAGGCGUUCGGGUUCAUGAAGACAAUCGAUCAGGGGUGUUCGACGACUAUGGUGGCCGGGUUGGAUCCGGGGCUGAAGCCGGAGAAUGGGUUCAUGUUGGCAGACUGUCAGGUUCAUAUGGAGAUGUGUCCAGAGUGGUCUAAGAGCGACGACGCGGCGGAGAAGCUUUGGAAGCUGAGUGAGGACAUUGUGAAGGAGAAGCUGGGGCAGUAG
Trematosphaeria pertusa is the source of this 1032-nucleotide messenger RNA. Its product is annotated as retinol dehydrogenase 12. The record is from RefSeq and is a predicted model, not a curated record. NCBI's taxonomy places the organism in Eukaryota, Fungi, Ascomycota, Dothideomycetes, Pleosporales, Trematosphaeriaceae. The transcript is spliced from 2 exons. Bases 1 to 1032 code for a protein of 343 amino acids.